UUGACAGGUUUAUUUGACGUUAUGUUAAAAUUGAGGUUAUAAAAACAUGAAAUUGUAAAUAUUUGCGUUAGAGUUUAUUUUUUGUCGUAAAAAUGUAUCAUAUUGUUGCAUUUGUUGAAGAUUUACAUGAAUACUUAACAGGAUGCAGGUUUGUCAAGGGUAACAUAAUUCGUAAACAUUCAAAAAAACUUGACCGUUUGGGAGAUGUAAGCUUUCCUUUGAGUAUAAAAAAUUGGUCACAAAAUAUUAUCGAUAAGUCUCCAAUUAAUUUAUGUACGAUAUUUGACUAUUUAUCACCAGGACAAGACCUAAAUAAGCAGAUCGAUUUAUUGAUAACACAAAGCCAAAAUUGGGCUUUAACAAUAGAAGAAUGCAAAAUAGUAAAUAACACUGAUGUUCAUUUAUAUUUAAAAAGGUCUGAGGCGAUAGAUUUAUGCAUAAAAAAGGUCUUGAGAGAGAACGAAAAUUAUGGCAUGCUACACAAAUACUUUACCAAAAAAAUUACUAUUUCCCUUGAUGAAACACUAGAAUUCGAUGUUACUAAAAUGAAUUUAACCGAACUGCGUGCCUUUAUUACCCACAACGUUGCAUCAAACAUUCUUGAGUGUUUAUGUGGAAAUACUGUUGAAAAUGAUUGUAACAUUAAAAUCACAUUGAACUCAAAUCAAAAGCAAAAUUGCACUUUGGUUUGUGGCUCAGUUUUAAAUGAAAAUGGUUUCAAAGAUACAAGAACAAGAGCUUCUGAACUUUACAGAAAGCGAGCUUUGGAUUUGCAACUAAUGGCCCAACAUAAAUAUGGGAUUCAGGUGAAACCAUCAUGGGGUGAUUAUUUCGAAAAGUUGGGAAAAUCGUCAGUUGUGAUUGAAAUGUUGCAAAAUAGGUUACACAAAGCGAUAAAAAUUACGCUAAACAAUUUGCAAGCGACAAAUAAAGGUCCAUCAUUUAUUUUUUACAAUUGUGCAAGACUGUCUUCAUUGUUGAAGCAGUUCGAUGAGCGAGUGGCAAAUAAAUUAUAUCCUGAAUUACCUCUCUUGGAAAAAAUCGAUUUCUCCUUGCUUAACCAACCUGAAGAAUGGGAAAUCGUCUAUGUUUAUAUUUUACAAUUUCCAACUGUUGUUAUUAGCACAGUGUGUGAUAUUAAAUCAAGUUCAAUAAAUCUUCAUAAUUUGAUAAUUUUUUUGUCAAAUUUAUCGUCCAUCUUUAGCGUGUAUUACAGGAGGGUAAAAAUACUCAUUAAUGCCAAGGAACACCUUCUUCCCACGUUAUUUGCGAGAAUUUAUUUAUUAAAAGCAGUUCAACAAGUAUUUCACACUGCUUUAAAACUGUUAAACAUUGAACCAGUUAAAGAAAUGUAAAAAAACAGUUUUGUUUUUCUACUUUGUUAAUAAAUUGUUUAA
This is a messenger RNA of Tribolium madens (black flour beetle), 1397 nucleotides long. Its product is annotated as DALR anticodon-binding domain-containing protein 3. The coding region runs from base 93 to 1355 and encodes 420 amino acids. The transcript is spliced from 5 exons. Gene Ontology annotation, biological process: arginyl-tRNA aminoacylation; tRNA C3-cytosine methylation. NCBI's taxonomy places the organism in Eukaryota, Metazoa, Arthropoda, Insecta, Coleoptera, Tenebrionidae. The record is from RefSeq and is a predicted model, not a curated record. Gene Ontology annotation, molecular function: ATP binding; arginine-tRNA ligase activity; tRNA binding.